AUGUUGCGCUCGGCUCUUCGUCUGCACAAGUCCUUCGCCUCGCCGUUGGCGUCCUUCAGGGCAGCUGCCAGACUGCACACUGUUCCUCCAUUGCCAUACACCGUCGCCUCUGGUGUUAGUCCCCUGCUGUCCCCUGCAGCUCUGAAGAUCAUCUACUCGGACCACCAGACAGGCCUCGUUAACCGUCUGAACGAGCUGAUUGCAGGCACGCCAUAUGAGGAGAAAGCAUUCUACCAGGUCUUGAUGGAUAGUGCGUGCUCGCUCAACGAGGCCCAGAUCUUCAACAAUGCUUCGCAGGCAUGGAACAACGACUUUUUCUUGCGCUCUUUGAGCUCAACACCUAGCAGCAUUUCCGACGCACUUGCCAAGCGUCUUUCUGAUUCAUUCGGGAGUGUGGAUGUAUUUAAGAAGGAGUUCACGACCAAUGCGCUAGGAUUGUUCGGCUCAGGAUGGACAUGGUUAGUUGAGGACAAGGAUGGGCGUCUGGUCUUGCUGAACACAUACAACGCCGGAUCGCCCCAUCACCGACGCAGAAUGCAGCGCAACGAUGAAACAGCAACCGAUCAGGAUUUUGCUUCGCAGGUCCAGAACCCAUAUUCAGGCGCGUCUAAAUACUCUGCACCAGCAAAACUGAUGGCCAACAACAGCUACGUCCCUAUUCUUUGCAUCUCGAUGUGGGAGCACGCCUACAUUACGGAUUACGGCAUCACGCGGGAGGGUCGCCAGAAGUAUCUGGGCAACUUUUUUGAGACCGUCGAUUGGAGCGUAGUCGAGAACCGGGUUUUCCGCUCCGGCGGAUUUUAA
Molecule: messenger RNA, 804 nt
Organism: Gamsiella multidivaricata
Lineage: Eukaryota; Fungi; Mortierellomycota; Mortierellomycetes; Mortierellales; Mortierellaceae
Product: Manganese/iron superoxide dismutase
Exons: 4
Coding region: 1-804 (267 amino acids)
Biological process (GO): superoxide metabolic process
Molecular function (GO): superoxide dismutase activity; metal ion binding
Source: RefSeq, a predicted model, not a curated record